Messenger RNA from Verticillium dahliae VdLs.17, 1493 nucleotides. RefSeq lists its product as uncharacterized. The record is from RefSeq and is a predicted model, not a curated record. Bases 1 to 477 code for a protein of 158 amino acids. The transcript has a single exon. Lineage: Eukaryota; Fungi; Ascomycota; Sordariomycetes; Glomerellales; Plectosphaerellaceae.
AUGGUGAGCAACCCUCGCAAUCGCCUACUCGAUCUCCGUACUAAAGUUUCCCAGUCGCAGGUAGAUGCUACGGACUACUCUAUCCGCUUCAAGUACGGCGUACACACAAUCCUCCUCUUCGUCGAUAGCCUGCAGUCCUUCUCCGCCAUCAACAAAUCUCUACUCGAGGUGUUGCGUGAGCGCUUUCCGAAUGGUCUCAAAAUCUCGCCGGCAUUGUCCGAUGUCACCCCCGUGCCGACGUCGGAUGACGUCCGAAUAGUGUACGGUCUACCGAACAAUGUCAACGACCUCAGCCAAGGAUGGAAGAUACUACGGAUUGACGACGAUGACAAGCCUGUUAGCAAAGGCUUGAAGGAUAAUAUCCCUGUAGCAUUUGCAUUCCUCGCCGACGGUGAGGAGCUUGAUGACGCCCAAUUCCUCGUGGAUGUGCCUACCUUGGACGACGAGUACGAAGACGAGCUUGGGUCAGAUCCAUGAACAUUGGCUCACGGCCAAUACAAUUGAGAGAACCACGAUUGAAGCCUCGUUGGUCAAGAAAUUGCCCGUGGAUACCAGGUUCGCGACGCGUGCCCGAAAGUUCGUGAAGCAGCGCAUCAAAGCUUCUGGCCUGGAAGCAAAUCCCGAGGGGCACAUCGGACGCCACGUCCUUGCACAUGACGUACCAGCCAUAACGCUGUUGUGUCGACUCUCGCAACGAGAAGAAGACAAGAGAUGCUGGGUGGCUUCAGGCUGGAGGAGGACACAGAUUCGCGACAAGGUGCAUAGAUAGAUUUGAUUACAUCUCAUCUACUGAGGCUCAACGAAUGUCCCGGCCCACAUGAAAGUGUCUCCGGCGCUGCCAAUCCACCGGUCUUGAUGCUGUAGAACGUCGUCCUCAACCCAGCUGCCUGGCAAGCAGAGUUGGGGGUUCUCCACCAUAUUCCAGAAUAUUCCAGCAAGUUCUUCAUAUUCAAUGGCCCACCACAGAACCCAGUCCUCCGGUUCGGCACCGUAGUCGAUGUUGAUAAGUCGAAUAUGAUAGGACCUUGCGAGGUUAUCUAUCAUGUGCAAGAAAGGGCUUCUGCGAACUGUCUCAUUGCACUUUUGUCUCUCAUCGCUUCCAUUUGUGUGCAGAUUCACACCCGCGUACUUGACUAGUCUGAGCCACGAUAAGAGCGCUUGAGCCAAUGAUUCCCUAACGCGGCCUUCCGUCUUAUCAUGCCGGUGCGCCUCUAGUACCGCACAUAGGUAGGUGAGAAACGGGGUAUGUAGUACUGCUGAUUUCAUGUUGCUUAAUGAGUUGUAUGGCUCAAGAGACGACAGUUCGGUGUCCUGACGCAUGAGUAAGUUGCGAAUUGUUUCGCUCCAGCAAUCCGAAUCCGACUGAAGAACAGAUUUAGAAUAUGACAGCCCGAGGUUGCGGGCCGCUAGAUGAAGGACGAAACGACGCUUGCGAGCAUUGAACUCUGUGAAGUCUAUACUGCCCCUUGAUGAUCCUGAAUGGGUUUUUGGGC